Messenger RNA from Dovyalis caffra, 1431 nucleotides. The record is from the annotation of a GenBank genome assembly. NCBI's taxonomy places the organism in Eukaryota, Viridiplantae, Streptophyta, Magnoliopsida, Malpighiales, Salicaceae.
AUGGUUUCAUCUCAAUUUCCUGUUUUGACCAAGAACCGGUUGUUGUUUCCUGUCAAUCCCUCGGAUACUGUAGUUUCAGAUCACGUUGAACUUGAUUUCACUGAUGUGUUUGGUCCUUUGCCGGCCAUAGAUGUGAAUUGUGGUGAUCGUCUGUCUGUGGGAGAUGUCAGUGAGCUUAUUUAUGAUGACCCUGUUGUCAUUCACAACCGGUCACAUUCAUUGGUUGGCCCCUCUUCUUAUGUUAGCCAAUCAUUGAAGCUCAGCAAGCUUAAUUUACAUGAGACGGAAGAUUCAAUGGAACUAGUGGAGAGUGUCCUGGAUGAGACUAUUAAAGAGCUAGAGGAGUCUUCCAUAGAUGAUGACGAUGCCAUUGAGAGAGAUGUGGAGAAUGUCAGUGGAGAUGCUUUGAAGGUCCAAACUGUAGGCAUUGAAGAUUUUGAGGUUUUGAAGGUUGUUGGGCAGGGUGCAUUUGGGAAAGUUUAUCAGGUGAGGAAAAAGGGUACACCAGAAAUAUAUGCAAUGAAGGUCAUGCGGAAGGACAGAGUAGUGGAGAAGAAUCAUGUCGAAUACAUGAGAGGUGAAAGGGACAUUCUAACAAAAAUUGAUCAUCCCUUCAUUGUCCAGCUCAAAUACUCCUUCCAAACCAAAUAUAGACUAUACCUCGUGUUGGAUUUCAUAAAUGGGGGUCACCUCUUUUUCCAGCUCUAUAACCAUGGCCUUUUCAGGGAGGAUCUGGCACGUAUAUAUGCUGCUGAGAUUGUUUCUGCUGUUUGUCAUCUUCAUGCAAAUGGCAUAAUGCACAGGGACCUUAAACCAGAAAAUAUCCUGCUGGAUUCAGAUGGCCAUGUAAUGUUGACUGAUUUUGGCCUGGCAAAGCAAUUCGACGAAAAUACAAGAUCAAACUCAAUGUGUGGAACAGUUGAAUAUAUGGCACCAGAAAUUGUUCAGGGAAGGGGCCAUGAUAAGGCAGCAGAUUGGUGGAGUGUAGGAAUUCUAUUGUAUGAGAUGCUCACUGGCAAGCCUCCUUUUAUUGGUGGGAACAGAGACAAAAUUCAACAGAAGAUAGUCAAGGAUAAGGUCAAGCUGCCAUCAUUCUUGACAAGUGAAGCACACUCUCUUUUGAAAGGGCUCUUAAACAAGGAUGCCAGCAAGCGCUUAGGAAAUGGACCUUUGGGAAGUGAAGAAAUUAAGCGAUACAAGUGGUUCAAGCCAAUCAAUUGGAAGAAAUUGGAUGCAAGGGAGAUCCAACCCAGUUUCCGUCCAGAAGUGGCUGGGAAGCACUGCAUUGCUAACUUUGACAAGUGUUGGACUGACAUGACGUUGUCAGAUUCUCCAGCUGCCAGCCCCAAGAUGAACACGAAUCCCUUCGUGAACUUCACUUAUGUAAGGCCUGUGGCCUCUUUCCUUCAACAAAGCAGCCCCUUAUACUAG